AUGGAUCCUUCAGCACCCAAGACGGUAGGAAAAGGCGUCGCAGGCAACAUGCGAGUUCCUACCGUCUGCGGUGCAACCGCUGCCCUAUACGGCGUACUCGGAGGGCACCCUCCAGCAAGGCUGGCCCUGUUCUCAGCUGUAAACGGUGGUCUGGCCGCUGCCACUUUCUUCAGCAUACGGGAAUACAUUGUUGGCCCUGUGCUAACACUAACACAUGUCGGGAACCACCACACUCGCAGAAAGGAGUCAGAGAGUGCUGUUGAUGGCUUUACCGGAACAGAACCGGCAUUAUCCUGGAGUCAUAUCCGCACAUCUCGCCUGUUGGACUCUGCAAUCAGUGGUGGGAUCGCAGGAGGGGUCCUCAACGCAUGGAAACGUGGUAAAGUUGGGUUGGUGCCGGGUCUUGGGACUGGUGCACUACUAUGCACGCUACUGCAAUGGGGCGUGAACGAACUCCACAUCUUUCGUAUACGCCAUGUUUACCGCACCACAACGACGUCGCUGCCCGUGAUCGGGGACAAAAGCGAUACCCAUCAGGAAGCAGAGUCAUGGGGCGACCGCAUACUAUCCGCGUUCGGCCGACGGGUAUCAAAUGAUGAUUACCUGAAGCGACUGAAAACCGAGCGGGACACCUACCUACGCCGGAUAGAAGAGUUGGAGAGAGAACUUCAGGAGAAGCCAAGAUAA
Messenger RNA from Pisolithus orientalis, 687 nucleotides. RefSeq lists its product as uncharacterized. NCBI's taxonomy places the organism in Eukaryota, Fungi, Basidiomycota, Agaricomycetes, Boletales, Pisolithaceae. The record is from RefSeq and is a predicted model, not a curated record. Bases 1 to 687 code for a protein of 228 amino acids. The transcript has 5 exons.